Molecule: messenger RNA, 606 nt
Organism: Neoarthrinium moseri
Lineage: Eukaryota; Fungi; Ascomycota; Sordariomycetes; Amphisphaeriales; Apiosporaceae
Exons: 2
Coding region: 1-606 (201 amino acids)
Biological process (GO): iron-sulfur cluster assembly
Source: RefSeq, a predicted model, not a curated record
AUGGAUAAGGACAACGCAAACCCCACCAUUCUGACUGCCUCGCAAUUGCCUACUAGACAGCAGAAGAAAAGGAAGACAUCAUCCGACGGUCUCAAGGGUGGAUUCCUAGCAAACAUCUCGCCCAAAGUAUCGUUCCUGUCAGGGCCGUUCUGCGACACACCCUGGUCGGAUGAUGCAGACAGUGACGAUGACUUCACUGAUGAGCCCAUCGACGAGCAGGAGAUUUACGAUCUGAUAUCCAACAUUUCCGACCCAGAACAUCCCAUUUCACUUGGCCAACUGGCCGUGGUCAAUCUACCUGAUAUCCAGAUUACCCCAACUCCUUCGGCCAUGAUGGAAGCAAAUACCCUGACCAGGGUACUGGUCAAGAUUACUCCCACAAUUACCCAUUGUUCUUUGGCGACUGUCAUCGGGCUUGGAGUGAGAGUUCGCCUGGAACAGGCACUACCGCCCAAUUAUCGUGUGGACAUCAUGAUAAAGGAAGGGACACACAGCCAAGACGACCAGGUCAACAAGCAACUGGCAGACAAGGAAAGAGUCGCUGCAGCCUUGGAGAACGAUACGUUGAAGGGUGUGCUUGACAAAAUGCUUGAGACCUGCCUUUGA